This is a messenger RNA of Mucor velutinosus, 5241 nucleotides long. RefSeq lists its product as uncharacterized. Gene Ontology annotation, biological process: protein polyubiquitination; proteasome-mediated ubiquitin-dependent protein catabolic process. Gene Ontology annotation, cellular component: nuclear speck. Gene Ontology annotation, molecular function: ubiquitin protein ligase activity. Bases 1 to 5241 code for a protein of 1746 amino acids. The transcript has 6 exons. NCBI's taxonomy places the organism in Eukaryota, Fungi, Mucoromycota, Mucoromycetes, Mucorales, Mucoraceae. The record is from RefSeq and is a predicted model, not a curated record.
AUGGAGCAAAAGUCCAAAGCUUCAAAACGUACGACAAGAAAAGGCUCCUCUUCCAAUACAACUCCUCAACAUCCCAAUACAGCGACUACUGCGACAACUUCACGUUAUAGUUUAAGAAACAGAAAAGAGUCUUCAGCAGCGACAACAGCAGCAGCAGAGAAUAUCAGUACUACUUUUACAAGAUCGCAGAAAAGAAAACUUGAACCAAGACAACAAGCACAGAAUCUCAUUGACAAGAAGAAACCCAAGAUGGAUCAUUCUACCACUAGCAGCAGCAGCAGCAGCAGCAGCAGCAGCAGCAGCAAAGGAAAGCAAAAGGUUGAAACCAAGGCCACAGUAACAAAUAGAAAAAUGAAACAGGAUGAUGUCUUGGAUAACUACAAUAACGAUAAUCAUGAUGAUGAAAUCCAAGAAGAUGAGGAAGAUAAUGACGACCAGAUGGAUCCAAUGCAUUUUGACCACCAACAACAAGAGGAUGAGGACGCUUCUUCUGCUUCUCAAGAAGAGGAUGAUGACAACCAUCCAGAUGAACAGGAAAAUCAAGACGACGAUGAGGAUGACGAUGAGGAUGACGAGGAGAAUGAAAUGUCUCGUGUCAGAAGAACACUUGGUCUUCACAUGCAAGGCUUGUUUGGCGGCAUGAUGUCCUCUGAUUUUGGCAGAUUCAAAUCCAUCUUGGCAAGUCUCAGAAACAGCGAUGAUCCCACUGUACAGUUGAUUGCGCUUCAAGAAUUGGCAGAGAUACUCUCGGUCAGCAGCGAGGACAAUUUGGCUGGUUAUUUUUCGAGUGAUAGUUUUGCCAGAGAACUGGUCCGUAUCAUGAAGGGUCCAGGUGAUGUGUUGUCUCAAGUAGGUGGUGUCAGCGACGACAUGGAUCAAGACAUGAUGCUUGCUUUGGCCAUGAGCGAAGGUCUUUCAGGUGGCAAUCCAGAAGUCAUGCUGCUUGCAUGCCGCUGUAUAUCCAACUUGCUGGAAGCCAUGCCCACUGCUGUCACUAGUAUUGUCUCUCAUGGUGCUAUUCGUGUCCUCUGUCAAAAGCUGAAAUCCAUUCAGUAUAUUGAUCUGGCAGAACAAGCUUUGUACGCACUAGAAAAAAUUGCAGCUCAGCUUCCGCGUGCCGUAGUGCAUGAAGGCGGUCUUGCAGCAGCACUGAUGUAUUUCGACUUUUUCAGCAUUCAUGCACAACGCACAGCAUUACGCACGGCAUCCAACUGCAUGCGUGGUAUCGAUUUAGAUUCGUUUCCUCAAGUCAUGGAAGUGGUGCCUACCUUGAUGAGUACCAUGAGCUACUCGGAUCGAUCUGUCAUUGAAUUGAGCUGUCUGUGUUGGGUCAGAAUAGCAGAGAGCUACCGUAGCAACAAGGAGUGUUUGGAGCGUGCCAUCUCGGUGGAUUUAUUGCAAGUGUUGUAUGGAUUAUUGCCUAUUCCUGGCAACGUGAAUGCAGUGCACCCAGCCACAUGUCAAGACUUGCUGCGUAUCUUUCGGGCGAUCGCCAAAGCAUCACCUCAGCUUGGCUUGGAACUGCUCAGACUUAACAUGAUUGAAGGUCUUUGUCACAUUUUGAUGGGUACAACAGCAGUACCCACAAUCCAGCAACACAUUACCUUGGACUCCAAAUGGCGCGAUUCCCUCCCUACCAUCAUGAAGAUCAUUGUCGACUUGUUGCCCUCUUUGCCCAAGGACGAUAUGUUUAGCUCUCGACGAUUUCGAUCUGUGGCUAGUCGCACUCGCUCUUCAUCCUCUUCUACUGCAGCUGUAGCAGUGGAAGCUACUACUAUAUCUGAGGAUCCUCGCAUUACCUGGUUCAAUGAGGAUCCUCAAGUCAUGCUUAAGCUGGACUCGAUCUUGUUUCCCCUUGUGCUGGACAUCUACGCGUCCACUGUCAAUUUGCGAGUACGCCAAUUGGUCACUCACGCCUGUGUCAAGCUGCUGCAGUUCUCCAACGCUGAUACUCUAAACAAGGUUUUAAAGGAUGUCUCCUUAUCCAGUUUCUUGUCUGGCAUUUUGACGCGUCAAGAACACCCCGUAUUGCUGAUUGAUGCACUCUAUCAAACAGAGUUGCUAAUCAAAAAGCUGCCCAACGUGUAUCCAUUCCUGUUUGAAAGAGAGGGUGUAUUGCACGAGAUUGAGUCCAUCUCAAAGCUGCCCUUGACAGAAGAGUCUACGCCGGCAACACCACAACAGCAGAAGCCAGCAUCAGCAGCAGCAGCCGCAGCAACAACCACGCAGCUCAGUCAAGAUAAUACCACUGUGGAUGAGAGUGAUGACACAACAACAGACGCAGAUAAGCAAUUCAACAAAACAACCAAAGGCGAUGAGGAUGAUGACGGUGACGAUAACGACGACGAUGAGGACGAUGAGAGUGAUGUCCAAGGAAGAGCAGCAACUAGCUCUUCUUCUACCAAACCAGCAUCACCAUCACAGCGACAAUCGCGCAUGCUAAAUAGUCAUGGUUUGCAAGCCAUGAUGCGCAAUCAUCAGUUGCUACAGCAACAACAGCGUCAUCGACACCAUUCGCUGGAGAAUGAAAAGGGCGUUGGUCGUGGAUCCACCCGCAAGUACAUUAUACAGCUUGCUCAGCACUUUGUGGAAAACUACUUUUACCAACAACAAGAUAGCAGAGGCAGCAGCUUGAAGGAGAUUCUCCAGUUUACACAUGACGUUUUGCACCCUACAGACGAUGAUCCAGCCUCAGAGCAAGCAUUGAUGCGACUCUCUGGCUACUUGCGUGAUUCCAUCAUGGGCAUUAGCAGCUUUGAAUUGAUCAACUCGGGUUUAAUGAAGGCGUUAUUGACCUAUUUGACCAGCAACGAUGACACACUCAAGGCUCCUUUGCAAGACCGUGUGGAAGCAUUUGAGCGCAUCUUUGUUCAGCAACCAGAUAUUGACACAGAAGGCAACAAUGCGCUCAAGAAGUUAGUGAUUCGCUUGCAAGAGAUCCUGAGUCGAUUUGAAACUUUUGAAGUUGUGACACCGUUGGAAUCCACUGCCAACGACAGUCUGCGCAAUCCCACCAGCAUGUUGGCCAAGCAGCUGCGAUUGAGACUGACUGGCACCAGUGACGAUAUCCCCAGUAGUUUCAAGCAGUUGAUGGUGUCGACACAUGCAGUGGCUACCUUCCGAGUGCUAGAAGACUACUUGCUUGCUCGCAUCAGUGCUACGUCCAUCCUGUGUGAUAUGGAAGAUGACCAUGAGGACGACGACGACGACGAGGAGGACGAUGAGGAACGUUUGAUCAUUGACAGAGACGGCAUGGACAUUGAUCAAGAGGAUUCCAUGGAGCAUGCUGAUACAGUCAUGAGUGAAACUGUGGUUGUCAACAAGGAGGAUACCGAGGAGGACGAGCAAGACGAGCCAGCUGCAUCCAAGGCAACUGCUACUACGAGCAGCAGCAGCAGCAGCAGCAGCAGCAGCGGUAGCUCAUCUGUUCCAGUCAACAGAAAGGAAAAGAAGGAUGGCGAGUGGAAGAUUCGUUUCUCCAUGAAUGGUACCACCAUCUCCAAUGACUCUACCGUGUAUGCUGCAGUCCAUCAACAUGAAAUUAGUACUGGCAACGCAUCUCCUAUUGGACGCAACAUUUGGGCAUCCUCCCAUCCCAUCUCCUUUGAGCGUGUUUGGGUGCGCCACAAUGAACAAGAUCAAAAGCCGGCUGUGGUGAGUCAAUUGGCAGACAUUAGUCGACCCAAGGAACUAAAGGAGGACUCUACCUGCUACCAAGUGCUCUUGUUGCUUAAGGCUUUGUCGCUUGCCAUUUCUAAGCGCACCAACGGCAUCACCCCACAAGAUUUUGUCAACCGAAAACUGACUGCCAAGGUCAACCGUCAAUUGGAAGAGCCCUUGAUCGUCGCAAGUUCUUGCUUGCCCACCUGGAUCUACUGGCUGAUGAGUGAGACGCCCUUCUUGUUCCCUUUUGAAACGCGCUAUCUGUUCAUCCAAAGCACCUCAUUUGGCUAUGCACGUCUGAUUGCUCGCUGGCAAAGUCUGCAAAUGCGCAACAACACGCAAAAUGGACCUCGCAAUGACACUGCAGAUCAGCAGCCCGUGUUGGGCCGUAUGGAGAGACAAAAGGUAAGAAUUAUACGCACACAGAUGCUAGAGUCCGCUGUCAAGAUCUUGGACUUGUUUGGAAGCUCGCCUACCGUACUGGAAAUUGAAUACAUGGGAGAAGAAGGCACGGGUAUGGGUCCUACUCUAGAGUUCUACGCAGCCACGUCCAAGGAAUUUAGCAAGCACUCGCUUAACAUGUGGCGUGGAUCCAACAAGGCUGAAAAGGGCCAUGUUGAAGCGCCCUUUGGUCUGUUCCCCAAGACAUGCACCAAGCCAGGCUCGCGAUCUGCCAAAAAGGUCAAUCAUCUGUUCAAGACGUUGGGUCAAUUCAUUGCCAAGGGCUUGUUGGAUUUUAGAAUUCUAGACAUCCCAUUCAACCCUGCUUUCUUUAAAGUAGCUUUGGAUCAUGUGGAACCCAGUCCAGCGCUUUUGAUGGAAAUUGACCCCCAAUUAGCCAAGUCUAUCCGCAUGUUGACAUCCUAUUUAGAGCAAAAGCGUGUCAUCUAUCAAGACAGCAGCAAGACAUUGGCACAGCAAUCAGCUGCAGCAAAGAAAAUUCAAGUGGAUGGAGCCAAACUAGAAGAUCUCUGUCUUGAUUUUACACUGCCCGGAGACAGCAACUAUGAAUUAAAGGCGGGCGGAGCAGAUAUUGCAGUUACCAUCAACAAUGUGGAAGAAUAUAUUGACCUGGUUCAGGACGCCAUUGCCGGCUCUGGUAUCUCUCAACAGAUCAACGCAUUCAGAGAAGGCUUCAACGGACUGUUUGCUAUUGAUGAUUUAAAGCUAUUGACACACGCUGAAUUGGUCUCGCUGUUUGGCAAAGCAUCUGAAGAUUGGAGCUACACGACAUUGGUCAACGCCAUUAGAGCAGAUCAUGGCUUCACCAUGGAGAGUGAGCCUGUGCGAUUCUUGCUGGAAAUCCUCACCAAUUUGUCAGAUGAAGAAAAGCGCCAAUUCCUCCAGUUUACAACAGGAUCACCCAGAUUGCCUAUUGGUGGUUGGAAAGCACUUCGCCCUGUAUUCACUGUGGUCUGCAAGAUCCCUGAAGCGCCCUUGACACCUGAUGACUAUUUGCCCUCUGUCAUGACCUGUGCCAACUACUUUAAGAUGCCAGCCUACUCGACCAAAGAGAUUAUGCUUGAACGAUUAUUGACAUCCAUGAAGGAAGGCCAAAGUAGCUUUUUGCUUUCUUGA